Molecule: messenger RNA, 275 nt
Organism: Entrophospora candida
Lineage: Eukaryota; Fungi; Glomeromycota; Glomeromycetes; Entrophosporales; Entrophosporaceae
Source: the annotation of a GenBank genome assembly
AAUUAAUGAUGAUGGAUAAAAGUGUAUUUGUGACUGUUGGAUCAACAGGAUUUGAUAAAUUAAUUGAAACAGUAUUGUCAGAUGAAUCGUUGGAAAUCUUGAAAUUAAAAGGAUUUAAUAAGUUAAUUGUACAAUAUGGGAAAAGCAAAAAUGCAUUCCAAAAUAAUCUGGAAAAUAAUAUUGUGGCAAAUGAAGAUUUGAUGGAUAAUCAUCAGAUGGAGCUUGCAAUUGAGCUUGAUGGUCAAGGAUUUCUUGCAUAUAGUAAAACCUGGUAA